AUGAUAAGAAAAAGAUAUUGGAACAUUAAUUUGGAAGAGAUGCUGCAAGCAUCAGUUCAUUUUGGUCAUGGUAUUAAAAAAUGGAAUCCGCGAAUGGCACCUUAUAUCUCUGCAACAUGUAAAGGUAUUCAUAUUACAAAUCUUACUAGGACUGCUCGUUUUUUAUCAGAAGCUUGUGAUUUAGUUUUUGAUGCAGCAAGUAGAAGAAAAGAAUUCUUAAUUGUUGGGACAAAAAAACAAGUCGCGGAUUCGGUAGUACGAGCUGCAAAAAAAGCUCGAUGUCAUUAUGUUCAUAAAAAAUGGAACGGCGGAAUUUUAACAAAUUGGUCCCAUACAGAAAUGAGACUUCGCCAGUUCAGAGACUUGAGAAGGGAACAAAAGACAGGUGGAUUCGACCGUAUUAAAAAAGGGAAUCCGGCUCGAUUGAAGAGACAGUUAUCUCGCUUGGAAAGAUAUCUGGGCGGGCUAAAAUAUAUGGUGCGACUGCCCGAUAUUGUAAUAAUCAUUGAUCAGCAAAAAGAAUAUAUAGCUCUUCGAGAAUGUAUCACUUUGGGAAUUCCAACGAUUUCCUUAAUUGAUACAAAUUGUGACCCGGAUCUCGCAGAUAUGCCGAUUCCUGCAAAUGAUGAUAGUAUACCUUCAAUCCGAUUCAUUCUUAACAAAUUAGUAUUUGCAAUUUGUGAAGGUCGUUCUAGCUAUAGACCAGAGCCCUGA
Molecule: messenger RNA, 714 nt
Organism: Dipodomys spectabilis (banner-tailed kangaroo rat)
Lineage: Eukaryota; Metazoa; Chordata; Mammalia; Rodentia; Heteromyidae
Product: 30S ribosomal protein S2, chloroplastic-like
Exons: 1
Coding region: 1-714 (237 amino acids)
Biological process (GO): translation
Cellular component (GO): ribosome; mitochondrial small ribosomal subunit
Molecular function (GO): structural constituent of ribosome
Source: RefSeq, a predicted model, not a curated record